AUGGAAGGGUCCAUCCAGCUCCUGGCCUGCUUGGCAUGUGUCCUCCAGAUGGGAUCACUUGUGAAAACUGGAGAUGCUCUGGCGGAUCUGCACAACACAGAGGCGCACAGCGUGCCGGAGCAGCGCUGGUCCAUGCAGGUGCCCUCCGAGGUGAGCGCGGAGGCGGGCGACGCGGCGAUGCUGCCCUGCACCUUCACACACCCGCACCGCCACUACGACGGGCCGCUGACUGCCAUCUGGCGCGCGGGCGAGCCGUACGCCGGCCCGCAGGUAUUCCGAUGCACCGCGGCGCGAGGUAGCGAGCUGUGCCAGACGGCUCUGAGCCUGCAGGGCCGCUUCCGCCUGCUGGGCAACCCGCGCCACAACGACCUGUCACUGCGAGUCGAGCGCCUCGCCCUGGCGGACAGUGGCCGCUACUUCUGCCGCGUGGAGUUCGCUGGCGACGCCCACGACCGCUAUGAGAGCCGCCACGGGGUCCGGCUGCGCGUGACUGCUGCACCGCGGAUCGUCAACAUCUCGGUGCUGCCAGGCCCGGCGCACGCCUUCCGCGCACUCUGCACUGCCGAGGGGGAGCCCCCGCCUGCCCUCUCCUGGUCCGGCCCCGCCCUGGGCAACAGCUCAGCGAGCGAGCAGAACCAGGGUCACGGCUACCAGGUGACCGCCGAGCUGCCGGCGCUGACCCGAGAUGGGCGCUACACGUGCACGGCAGCCAAUAGCCUGGGCCGCGCAGAGGCCAGCGUCUACCUGUUCCGCUUCCGUGGCGCCCCCGGAGCCUCCACUCUGGCGCUCCUGCUCAGCGCGCUGGGUCUCAAGGCGCUGCUGCUGCUUGGUGUUCUGGGUGUGCGCGCCACCCGCCAAAGACUAGAUCACCUGGUCACUCAGGACACCCCUCCACGGUCCCAGGCUCAGGAGUCCAAUUAUGAAAAUCUGAACCAGAUGAGUCCCCCAGGCCACCAGCUGCCACGUGUUUACUGUGAAGAACUUCUGGGCCAUCAUCAUCCAGUCGUGCACCGUGAGAAAUGAAGGACAGUACCAGGCUAGACCUGUGCAGCUCCUCCUAAUUCCCCAGGUUUCUCAGCAGCCAUGGGCCAGGCGGCUUCCAGGGGGACGCAGGACCCUGCUCAUAGAGGUUCAGAGCCUUGUUGUAAUAUGCCAGUGGAGCCAACAAUCAGGAUGUGUAUAUAUAUACAUAUAUAUACACAUAUGUCCACCUGAGCCUUAGAAUGAAACUGUCCUUGUUUGUUCUUACUUAGAACUAUAUAGUAAAGCAGAUGGGAAACUAGCCAUAAGGUCUGGAGGUCCAGGCUCCAGCCUGCUCUGGUACCAACUUGCAGUGUAGACCAGGACACAUUCUUCACGUCUCUAGGACUCAUGAUUCUCCAUGACUGGCCAGUUUGUCUGAACUGAGGAAGCAGGAGAUCCGAAGGAGCUGUGUGAACUGCAAACCUAUAGCAACGGUGGGCCUCUGGACAUGCAGAAGUGAGGUAAAUGCGCAGCCUUGGGAGAGCAAAGCACUCCGGAGAACAACUCUGGGACUGGAGCUGUCCAAAGUGCUCAGAGAAACAGCAAACCCUAGAAACUUAGUAGCAGGAAGAGACCUGGAGCCUCCUGAGGUCUCCACGGGGACCAUCCCAGCCCUCUGCCCAACUGUGAUCAUGUCAACGGAUCCACACUGCUUUCAGCUGGGACCCACCAGGUGAAGGAAACUGGAAAUCCAUUGUCUCAAGCAUCUGAAGGCUUUGAGACAUAUGCCAAGAACUGGAAGACCUGAAGGGGCACUGGGUUCUAGUGAAUAAGGCAGCCGUGGCUCUGACCUCCCUCUCAGCGUAUACCCUCCAAGGAUGCACAAAGUCCAAGGGCACUGGCACCCUCUCCCCACCUGUCUUCCAUCCCAUCCAGGCGAACUUCAAGAGCAGAACUUUCCUUAGUUAUACUUCAGUGUGCGUUGUUGAUCCUGUCGAAGAAGAGGUGGACUUAGGACCAAGUCAGCCCCGAGACAGGAGGCUAAAGAGACCAUGUUUGUCCAGGGACCAUCUCUACAGGUUGAGGACAGUGGGCUUCCAGGUUUUCCUCGACACCAGUAAGAGCUGUUAAGAGAUCACAGGCGUUGACAUCUGGACCUCCUUGCAGAGGGGAGCUUUAGAGCAUCUCCAGCAAGAGACUUGCAUCACCAAGGGUAAAGAUAGGGGCAUGGUUACCGUGCAGAUUAGCACAUCAUUGGCCAAGAGAAUUCUAUGAAUUGCUGCUUACAUACUUUGUUGUGUUAUGAAUUCCUAUGUGAGAUUAUGAGACUGGAAAUGACAUCAUCAGUUGGGGGGAGCUAACAAGCCCUAAAUCACGUACUGCUGUAACAAGCCCUAAAUCACGGUGGCUGAAAAUGGCAUUUGUUUUGCACUGUAUUAGAGUUCUCUAGAGGAACAGAAUUUAUGGAAUGAAUAUGUGGAGGGAGAAAGGAGGAGGGAUUUAUUAGGAUGGACGGGUGACAGGCUAGGUUCAGUUAGUCCAACAAUGGCUGUCUACCAAAGGAAAGGCCAGAAAUCUAGGAGUUGUUCAAUUCACUAGGCUGGCUGUCUCAGCUGGCCUGCAGUAUAUUCCAGACCUCCAAAGAAGGAGGCUCUGAUGUCAGUGCAGGAAUGGACUUGUCAGCAGAAGAAAGCACAAGCCGGCACUGAGAGCAAGCUGCUUUCUUCUGUGUCCUUCAUAGAGGUUGCUAGCAGAAGGUGUGGCCCAGAUUAAAGGUGGAUCUUCCCAUCUCAAAAG
Messenger RNA from Myodes glareolus (Bank vole), 2760 nucleotides. RefSeq names its product sialic acid binding Ig like lectin 15 (gene Siglec15). Gene Ontology annotation, cellular component: plasma membrane. Gene Ontology annotation, biological process: regulation of bone resorption; regulation of osteoclast development; regulation of actin cytoskeleton organization. NCBI's taxonomy places the organism in Eukaryota, Metazoa, Chordata, Mammalia, Rodentia, Cricetidae. The record is from RefSeq and is a predicted model, not a curated record.